AUGAUAAAAUACAGAAACACACUUACGGGAAAUCUCGGAGUCAAGAGGAAAAGCAUGUUAUCCAAUGAAAUCCUCAUUAAGAGUGAGUUGGGUAAAUCUAAACCAAGAGGUUAUAGUUCAAACAGUUAUCAUGGUGGUAAUGUGGUGUACGGCAGACCCGGCCCCACCAAACUUUCUGAUGUUGCCUCGGCUUUGAACUGGCUGGAUAUCGAUGAUCAAAAGAAGGUUGACAACGAGGACAAGCACUACAACACUAUUAAAAAUAAAAAUAAUAAUAAAUUCGAAAAUGGCAAAAUUUUUGGUGCGAAGAAACAGAUGAAACCUUGCAUAUUUGAAACUGAUAUGUGCCUACUUUGCGUUAUCAUAUUAUAA
Messenger RNA from Helobdella robusta, 372 nucleotides. RefSeq lists its product as hypothetical. Lineage: Eukaryota; Metazoa; Annelida; Clitellata; Rhynchobdellida; Glossiphoniidae. Bases 1 to 372 code for a protein of 123 amino acids. The transcript is spliced from 3 exons. The record is from RefSeq and is a predicted model, not a curated record.